This is a messenger RNA of Zea mays, 431 nucleotides long. RefSeq lists its product as uncharacterized. Lineage: Eukaryota; Viridiplantae; Streptophyta; Magnoliopsida; Poales; Poaceae. Bases 44 to 427 code for a protein of 127 amino acids. The record is from RefSeq and is a predicted model, not a curated record. The transcript has 2 exons.
CAAACGUGGCCUGAGUGAACCGGCAAGAGAAGCACUUUCUCAUAUGGAGGCUUUGAGGGCUGAACCUGUUGCUGAAGGUGAGAUGCCAGCAUCCAGUGUGCACCUUGUGUCGAUGGUGCUGUCCCAGAGCAGCUCACACCAAUUCCUGAAAAGCGUCGGCAUCAAAACAUCGGCAACCUCCAAGGCAUCAUCAUCAAAUCAUAGUGAGCUUCGGGAACAACUUGCAGCUGAAGCGACGGCUGCUGUUCAAGGUGAACUCGACCAGCUCAGGAAGAAAUGUGAAGAAGCUGAGGAACAGCAGGCGAGGACACAAAGGGAGUUGGAGGAGUACAAGAAGAUAACAGAGAAGAACAGCAAGGAGAUGGAGGAGACCAAUGUGCUCAUCAAGAAGCUCUUGUCCUUGCAUGGUAACUGUUCUUCGACAUGAGGGC